GAGUCCUUUGACGUGUUCACUUAGGACCUUCUACGUCUGUUAAAAUGAGAUUUCAAAUCCUGWUUGGUUGGUUUGUGCUAGUUUGUGUUUGGUUUUACUCAAAGAAUGGAAUUCAAGGGCAAUGUCCAUCAUAUUCACCCAACUUUGUUGUACAACAUGGCUAUCGUCUGUACGGACAUGUUAUCACCUGGCUGUAUGCUGAAAAUGAAGUUCUUUGUAGACUCAAAUGCAAUAUUGUCCAGGGAUGUUUGUCAUUCAACUAUAAGGAAGCAACUAGGGUCUGUGAAUUGAACGACGCUGACGAUGAAAAAGACCUACAAGAGGCUGAAGAUUUUGUCUACGUUGGCAUUAAGAAGUCAACUAGUACCAGUUCUACUCCAUCUACUAGUGCCAGUACCACUCAAACUUCAAAAACGAAACCUAGUGCCAUUACCACCCAAACUACAAAAACAGAGACUAGUGCCAGUACUAUUCAAACUUCCAGUACCGACGCUAGUACCAGUACCACUCCAUCCACAAGAACCACUACUCAAAGUGCCGUAACGGACACUGGUGUCAGUACAACCCCACCUACAAGCAAACCAGGUCAGUGUAAACCUGAAGUCGCCAUUGGAAUAAAGAGCAAGAAUACUAUACCUGCUUCCUACAUCACAGCCAGUAAAAACAAUCACUAUGCAAAUAUGGUAAGACUCGAUGGUAAUGGUGGUUGGCUCAUGAGAUGUAGGCAGAAUAAACCAUGUAGUAAUCAAUGGAUACAAGUGAAUGUGGGAAAGAUCGCGAAGAUUACCGGUAUUAACACACAAGGCACCACUUACCAGUCGUGUCUGUGCUACACAGAGAAAUACAGGCUUUCUUACAGCAAUGGAAGCACAUUCACAAAUUACAGAAAUGGCCAAGUCCUCCACGGGAACAAUGACAGUAAAACCAUUGUUCAUAACGAUCUUACGCCCGCCAUUACAGCAAGAUAUGUACGAGUUCAUCCCAUGAAGUACAAUGACAAGUCUGGGUGUGUCGGAUUGAGAAUGGAGCUUUACGAAUGUAAAGACGAUGAAGGUCAGUGUAAACAUAAAGAUGAACCCAUUGGAAUACAGAACAAGACUAUUAUUCCUGAUAACUACAUCACAGCAAAAACCAGUAGGAACAAAGAGGCAGCAAAAAAGGCAAGGCUGAAUGAUGCUGAAGGUUGGCAAUUGGAUUGUCCAUCAAGGGGUACAACAUGUGGUGAUCAAUGGUUGAAAGUCAAUGUGGGAAAGAUUGCAAAGAUUACUGGUAUUGCUACACAAGGCGUCUUUAGGAAAAAUGAUACAAAUUGCUGUUGGAUGGAACUGUACAGACUUUCCUACAGCAAUGGAAGUCAAUUCACUGAUUACAAACAAGUCUUCAACGGGAACAAAGACAGUGAUACAACUGUUUACAACGUGAUUGCACCAGUCAUUAUAGCGAUUUUGUUCGAAUUCAUCCUCUAA
This is a messenger RNA of Exaiptasia diaphana, 1466 nucleotides long. Its product is annotated as venom prothrombin activator pseutarin-C non-catalytic subunit. The record is from RefSeq and is a predicted model, not a curated record. Lineage: Eukaryota; Metazoa; Cnidaria; Anthozoa; Actiniaria; Aiptasiidae. The transcript has 8 exons. Bases 45 to 1466 code for a protein of 473 amino acids.